UAUAAUAUGUGGGCAACACUGUAAAAAUGUCGUCAUUAUUUUGUCGAUCGUCCUUAUUCGUGAAAAUGUUUCGUUUUCGCUUCGUGUAAACUUGUGACGAAUGACGACCAACUAUCUCUAUUCCGGAUCCUAUAUAACAACCAGUAACACCAGUAUAGCUAGUGUAUUUCGCCAUUAACAAACUUGAUAUUCUGUGUGCUCAAAAAAAUAUGGCUAGUGUCUAUAGCGAAAAUAAUAAUGUAUCUGCUAUAUUUUUCGAUUUAGACAACACAUUAAUACAAACAAGAAAAGGUGAUACAAAGGCUUGCAACAAGCUUAUAGAAAUAUUACAGCAACAAUAUGGACUCCCUAAAGAUAUUGCAGAUGAAAGCGCUACUAGUUUUUUACGAGCAUUCCGAGCCCGUCCAGAUGAUGAUUCUUUCGCGCUGGACGAAUGGCCGACACAUUUAUGGUGUAACAGUUUACCGAAAAACUACAGGCAUAUUGCUAAAAAUCUGUCAGCCGAAUGGUUGAAGUAUAGAUUUCAAUAUUUAGCUUUAACAAAUGACGUCAUACACCUGUUGGAAUCAUUGCGGGAGGAUUAUCUUCUUGGUCUGAUCACGAACGGGCCCUCGCGUGCCCAGUGGCAGAAGAUUGAACGGCUGGACCUGCGCAAGUACUUUGACUGCGUCUUGGUGUCCGGCGAUCUGCCUUGGGAGAAGCCCGAUCAAGAGAUCUUUCUUGAAGCUUGCAAAUUACUGAAUGUCGAGCCUCGUACUUGCAUCAUGGUUGGUGACAAACUGGAAACGGAUAUAAAGGGUGGCAAAGAAGCGGAGUUAGGCGGUACAAUUUGGAUACCGUUGCAAAAAGACGAGGAGUCUUCGGAUUUACCAGAUUUCACCAUUGACAAAGUGACUAAAUUGCCAGAAGUCUUACAUAAUUCUCCUAAAUUGAAACGUUGUGCACGCACAUCUACUCAUUGUUGAUAUCUAUUUACCGAAAUUAUGUUUAUUGAUUCAAUAGGAGAUACGGCUAAUUAAACUAAAAGGUUUCAGAGUUCACUGUACAGAUGUUAAUUUGCUAUAUAAUUUGAACGGAAAGGUACACUCGCUUUUUCACUUAUUAGUUUUGUAUGUAAUACGUAGAUUGUUUAUAUAACUCACUUAAUGGACCGACGAUUUUUAGAUAGGCUAAUAUUGUAGAAACGUUAACUAAUGUGCCGAAAUGUCUAUCUGGUACAUAGUUAGCUUUAAUUACACAAUAUACAAUUGUUAUACGAAUUAUUGAAAGAGUUAUUAAAAGGGAGUAACAGUAACCUUGUAUAACAAUUGUAUAAAACUGGUACUGUUUUAAAUUUUGUGACCAAGACAAGAUCAGCAGGGGCUCCAUCUUUGUCUGUAAUGUGCUUCUAAUAGUUAAUUUAGUAAUUUGGAAAAUGAACCUAAUUAUUUUGUUUAUUUUGUCAUUUAUUUUAUUAAUCUGACCAUUGAACAAAUAAUGUAAUGUGUUUUGAGAUGACCGAUACAGUUUGUAUCUUUAUCUGCCGUUUAAUAUAACGUUACUUUUUGUUAAAAACCAUGGAUGUAUUCCUAAUUAUUUGUUGUGUUAAAGAUACCGUCACGUCAUAGAUUGCAGGUAACAAGCUAGCAAUAAUAAAUUUUAGAUCUGUCAGUAUUUGCAGUAUGUAAUAGGUUAUAUUUGCAAAUAAAAGAUUUAUAUUAUUUUAAUUUAAUUCUCACGUAAUAAGUGUGAGAAUAAAAGAAAUCUACUAUUUGAUCAGUACUAGAAAGUACGUGUUAAUAAUUUACGUUACCAUUAAUGUAAUUCCAUGGUAUAGUAACCUUCUAGAAUUAGCUUCAUUAUGUUUAAAUAUUGGCCAAAUAUUUACUUUUGAUACAACUUUUCUCUAUAUCUAGACAUAUUAUUUUGUACUAUAUAUGAAGUUUAGAUUACUGAAUAUGUAGCUAUAUGUACCUUGAUUAUUUUUGAUAACAUUUUUAUUUUUAGAUUAGGUAACAAUAUUUAUAACAAUAAAAAUAUAUAGUUGUCAUUUUUAUGAAGAAUAUUCUAAUCCCAACAGCACUUGCAUUAGUAAAUAUAGUUGAUGGCUUGAAGCAUUAUAUUUUUAUAUGCAAUUUGUAAUGUUGUCAAUUUAAAAUGUACAUAUUUUAAAUCGCAAAAAAGCCUGAAGUUUCUUCCAUAUUUUAAAGUAUUUCUAUUAUGACGAAUCUCUGGAGAGUUGAUAAAAAAAUUUGUUUACUUAAUUUUCUUAUUUAUAUUGAGAUUAUAAAUUUCAUUACCGCAAGCGAUACUUUUAUCUAGAUUAUAUUAAAAAGU
Molecule: messenger RNA, 2316 nt
Organism: Achroia grisella
Lineage: Eukaryota; Metazoa; Arthropoda; Insecta; Lepidoptera; Pyralidae
Product: N-acylneuraminate-9-phosphatase
Exons: 5
Coding region: 210-965 (251 amino acids)
Molecular function (GO): hydrolase activity
Source: RefSeq, a predicted model, not a curated record